Messenger RNA from Cololabis saira (Pacific saury), 5752 nucleotides. RefSeq names its product 1-acylglycerol-3-phosphate O-acyltransferase 2 (lysophosphatidic acid acyltransferase, beta) (gene agpat2). Gene Ontology annotation, biological process: phosphatidic acid biosynthetic process. The coding region runs from base 233 to 1063 and encodes 276 amino acids. Gene Ontology annotation, cellular component: endoplasmic reticulum; membrane. NCBI's taxonomy places the organism in Eukaryota, Metazoa, Chordata, Actinopteri, Beloniformes, Belonidae. The transcript is spliced from 6 exons. Gene Ontology annotation, molecular function: 1-acylglycerol-3-phosphate O-acyltransferase activity. The record is from RefSeq and is a predicted model, not a curated record.
CUCCACCUCAUGAUGCCAUUUAGCAACAGAUGUUCAUUUUGUGCAGCCACACGAAGCCGCUGCAGGCGCCGGACUCGUAUCAAACGUCAAAGGAGGACUCUCUCGGUUGUGUAAUGUUCGUCGGGGCCGCGGAGCUGCAGCGUCCCUUCCCCCUCGCACCGUAGCCGGCAUCCCGGCAUCCCGGCAUCCGCCCCGCGAGUGCUGCCGCCCCGCCGGCGUGAGUUGGUCCGCUAUGGAGGCGCUGUGCACGGCUCCUCCUCUGCUGCUGCUGCCGCUGCUGCUGCUGCCGCUGCUGCUGUGGAGCAGCAGCACGUUUGUUUUCUACUUCAAAAAGUUCUUCUACGUGGCCUGGAUGAUGCUGCUGGCCCUGCUGGCCAUCCCCAUGUGCCUGGUGCGGAGCGGCGGCAGAGACGUCCGGAACAUGAGGGUAAUCCGUUUUCUGGUUCGCCAUGUUAAAUACUUGCUGGGUCUUCGAAUCGAAGUGAGCGGCUGGGAGCAUCUGCAGACAGAGGGUCCUUAUGUGAUCAUCUCCAACCACCAGAGCUCCCUGGAUGUUUUGGGUAUGAUGGAGAUCUUACCCGACCGCUGCACCAUGAUUGCCAAGAAGGAGCUGGUUUACGCGGGAACAGUGGGUCUCAUCUGUUGGCUGGGUGGCAUCGUCUUUAUCAAUCGCAAGAAAACAAGCGAUGCCAAGAGUGUCAUGGCUGAUGCUGCGAAAACAAUGAUGGAUGACAAACUUAGACUGUGGGUGUUCCCAGAGGGAACGCGUAACCAGCAAGGUGACCUUCUACCCUUCAAAAAAGGUGCUUUCCACCUGGCUGUGCAGGCGCAAGUUCCCAUCGUACCUGUUGUUUUCUCCUCCUACGGCAGCUUCUACCAUCGGAAAGAAAAGCAGUUCAACGCGGGGACCAUAAGAUUGAAGAUCCUCCCAAAGAUCGACACAAAGGGGAUGACGACGGAUGACGUGUCGCCUCUGUCUGAGAAAUCCCACGACCUGAUGAGCACUGCUUUCAAGGAGGUCUCUAACUCUGUAACCCAGAGCAACGGGCCCUUGAGGCACUGAAAGUUUACCAAAAAGUCGCGCCUUUAUUUCGGCCUCUGCCUGAGAGAGCCCUAGACUUCCCCGCUUCCCCUACCCAUCAUCUGGCCAGGAAACGACACGAUGCAGGUCUGUUCUUGUCCGUUGAUGCUUGGUCCAGUCUGCCUCUGGCCUAACCCAUACAGCACAGUCGGUCCCGACCCCUCGGCGCUGCUUUGCACGCCGCGAGCGGAGUGACGGACGGCAAGUCGAACAGUAUGGAUAUGUGUCGUUCAUGCAUGCCUUCCGGAUGGCUCUGUCCACCGUCCCCCUCGCUUUGGAAAAGCUUGGUUUUGUUGUCGUCCAGCAUUAUCACCAUUUUCUACUUUUUUUAAAAUAUAUUUGUUUGACUUUUUGCUUCCCUUUUGUCCUUAUCUUUUCACUUUGGCAUUAUUUCUGUUCAUAAACGUCGCUGAUUAUUUAUGCGUUCUCUCACGCUGCCUUGUCAUGUUUGAGUGCGCACGUUCAGAUGCAUAUUAAAAGUAACCCCGUUUUUGCAGCCUCCCUUUGCUUUUAGUGUCUUCGCCCCUUUUUUGCAUUCCAGUCUCUCGUCUAAAGACUAACAAGAGCGGGUGUAUCCACCGGGGCUGUGUGGAGGGGAGAGGUUGACACUGGACGACCACGGACGUCUUCAAGUCCCAUCGCUAUGAAUUCAUACUGAUUCCAUAUUGGCUCUUUAAAAUAUACGACAAUAAUCCAUAAUGUCAGAAAUCCAAACAUGCAAGAUAACCAUGUUUAACAAUAAUAACCUGAUCUGUGUUGAACUAACGGACUUGGUGAACAGAUCAUCUGCAGUGUCGUGUGUCGUCAAUGUGUAAUGGUGAAUCCUUUUCAGUUUCAAAACGUUAGAAGUAACUGUUAAGCAACACUGAAACCAUCUUUAACCUUUGCUAUCAUUAUUUUCACAUUGGCUUAUAUAUAUAUAUAUUUUUUUUUUUUAUUAAGUUAUCUUACGAUUGUUGUCCUUUUUAAACUCAUAGUUGAAGAUAUUCAAGAAAAUGUGUAAAAAAAAAAAAAAAAAAGCAAAACGAAGGUGACUUGAUGUGCUGAAGCAGCACGUCUGUUAUUAGUGAUCCAAAGUGCGAGCUACCUGCUGUGCCAUGACGCCAUAUUAUCUAUGAUCUAUCCAUCAUUGACUGAAUGAUCAGCUUUUGCCAACGAUGUUUAGGCAGAUCUUGAUGUAUCUUGCUGUUGUUUUAUUAUAUUAAUAUUUUUUAUUUGCUUUUUUUGACUGAUUUUCAUUUGUGAUUAACUGGAGGGUUCACUAAUGACUUCACGAAUCGAACUCAAAUUUCUUUCUAAGAAGGGUUCAGUAACUUAAACUAAGUUUUUGUUUGAUAGACUAAAAUGAGGGUUGUCCCCAAUGUGCAAAUGUUUUAGUUGUGAUAUUGGGAGUCGGUUAUGACUUGGUCUCUUUGGAAAGUCUCAGAUUAUUUUUAAAAAGAAUUGUGAAGAAUUUAGGCCUUAAGAUUUAUUGGUUGGGUGUUGAUGAUGCACUUUGGACGGUUCAGCAAGGUUGCUUAUAAUCAAUUUCAUGUUGUGUAAUAUGUACUGACAAUAAGUUCUAAUGCAUACAGUUGACUGAAGAUUUAUUUUAUUUAACACUUGGGUCUUAAUUUUGCUUACUGCCUUUUCCUGUUUCACCGGUUUUGCCCAUCAGACAUCAUCUGAGAAUGUAAUGCAGCAUCCAGGAUAUUAUUUUGAUAAAUUUUUCUUUUAUAUUUAAAGCUACGCUGUGUAGUGGUACCACUUCUGACCACAUGGGGGCAGCAAAAGCGGACAAUAUUGUGCUAAUGAGUGGGUAAGGUCCGGCACAUCUCGUAAUAUUGUUUAUGUCCCAUUAGAGGUGCUCUUUGUUGUGUCUUACCCCAGGGGGUGACGCUAUGGACUGCAGGUGUCCAAUUCCGGUCCUCGGGGGUGGCUGCCUGCAUGUUUUUUAGAUGGUUCCCUACUGGUUGGCGCUGCAUUGGCAGGCGCUGACUCAGCCCAUUAGUGGAUGAUUAAAAAAUGGUCGAAUGGGUCAAACAAGCAAAACCGGAGAUUGCCCGAAACAUGCCCGCCUGAACUCAUUUCAGAUGUUGCUACCAGCACAAUGUUCGAAAUGAGUACCAGUGGUAGAUGCUGCUAGCUGCCUAGAUAAGCUUUGCAGUUGCUGCAGUUCGUUAGCACAGUUACAGCUAGGGGUGUCACGAUACACUAAUCUCACGAUACGGUACGAUACACAAUAUUGAGGUCACAAUAACGAUACGAUAUUAUAGCAGUAUUUUUGUUUUUAACAACCUUGAAUGCGGAACUUAUGACUGGAAAAAAUUGUCUUUUAUUUGAAAGACACAAAAUACAAAACAAUGCUGUGUGUUUGCCCUAUUUUUACAGUUUGUUAUGUUUUAUAACUGUUUAAGUUUUAAAGAGCAAGCUAGGCCAAUCAUUUUCCACAAACUGGACUAAAAGUAAAUUUCAGGUUUGCAUUAUGCAUCUUCAGUUUCAUACAAGUAAAAAUAUUUUGCCACAAACUGAAUAGUUUCUCUCAUGUAUGACUUGACUUUUUUCUUUUCCAGAAAUUUAACAACUCAAAUUAAAUAAAUAAAUAAAAGUAAAUAAAUAAACUAUGAAGACUCCCCGUUCGGCGCCUCAGAAGGGGGAAGCAGUACUCUGCCGGCACCAUUUAUGGUGCGGGUGGGGAGCUGUUGACCUCGACUGGGGACAUCGACGGACGGUGGAAGGAAUACUUCGAGGAUCUCCUCAACCCGACUGACAUGCCUUCCAUUGAGGAAGCAGAGGGUUGGGGCUCUGAGACGUGCUCAUCAUCACCCAAGCCGAGGUCACUGAGGUAGUUCGUAAGCUCCUCAGUGGCACCGGGGGUGGAUGAGAUUCGCCCCGAGUACCUCAAGUCUCUGGAUGUCGUAGGGCUGUCUUGGUUGACACGCCUCUGCGACAUUGCAUGGAGGAAGGGGACAGUACCGCUGGAGUGGCAAACUGGGGUGGUGGUCCCUCUGUUUAAAAAGGGGGCCUGGAGAGUGUGUUCCAACUAUAGGGGGAUCACACUUCUCAGCGUCCCCGGGAAACAAUGCGGUUUUCGUCCCGGUCGUGGAACACUGGACCAGCUCUUUACCUCCGCAGGGUGCUCGAGGGUUCAUGGGAAUUUGAUCAACCAGUCUACAUGUGCUUUGUGGAUCUGGAGAAGGGAUUUGACCGUGUCCCUCGUGCCAUUCUGUGGGGGGUGCUUAGUGAGUAUGGAGUCCGGGGCCCUCUAUUAAGGCCUGUCCGGUUUCUGUAUGAUCCAAGCAGGAGUUUGGUUCGCAUUGCCGGCAGUAAGUCAGACUUGUUCUCAGUGCAUGUUGGACUCCGGCAGGGCUGCCCUUUGUCACCGGUCCUGUUCAUAAUUUUUAUGGACAGGAUUUCUAGGCGUAGCCAGGGGCCGGAGGGGGAUCCAGUUUGGGAACCUCAGGAUUUCAUCUCUGCUUUUUGCAGAUGACGUUGUCCUGUUGGCUUCAUCGGACCGGGACCUUCAGCAUGUGCUGGGGCGCGUUACUAAUAAACACAAUAUAUCAAUAUUAAUAACCCAAUAUCGCGAUAGUUUGUCACCUCCACGACACGCAUCAUGAUGUUUUUGUAUCGUGAAAUUUUGUGGCACGAUAUAUUGUUACAUCCCUAGUUACAGCACAACAAAGAAUCCUGUCUUUAAAUUCAAAGUGGCUCUGUACUGUUAGGUCUUUAUGCACAGCUCAGUGGUUAAAACAUUGGAAAUUACUUAGUAACUUAAGCAAUGACUCCUAGCCAAUGACCAUGACAAACUGUUAAAAAAGGUAUGGGGCUAGCUAUGAGGCCCUAAACCCUUUUUUAUCCUCUCCUUAAACAGAGGAAAAUGGUUAUUAACUUGUUUGGAGGUAGCCUGUUGAUUGGUUGAGGAACUGCCAUUUUUCAUACUUUCACAUUGUUGUUGGCAAUGAAACCUGGAUGGUUUUUAUUCCCAUGACCCAGGCACAGACUUUCUUUUGAUGUGCUGCCCCCGUGUGGUUGGAGGUGAUAUUGCAAAUGUAGAGUGGCUUUAAUUAAAAGUGGGCUGUUGCCUUGCUUAUAGCUGGUAUCAGAUCUUGCAGGGUUUCUUUUUCUUUCAUGUUUUAGUAGUAUACUUAAGAUUAACAUAUUGUGUACACAGAACCUUCGAGGAAGUCUGAGUGGAUUUAUCUUAGACGCCUGUAAGCUGCUGUUUGUAGUUGAAUGCAACAGUAGUUUUAGUGAUUCAUAUUCUAAAUACGUAUAAAAAUCAGGAUUUCUAUUUCCUUUUUUUUUUAGUUUAGACAUAUUUAUUAAUGUGAUUAUGGGUCUAUUAAAAACAGAUCUGAUCAGAACCUCUGCUGCCAGUUCUCUGAAUGUUUAAAAGCACUAUUCUAAAUUGGCGUCAUCCCAAAAACCAUGUAUGUACAUUUAAAUUUUGUCAAGUGUUCAUUUAUUACUUGUUGAUUUAUUGGUUGUUUUUAUACAAAAAAAACCCAAACUAUUGUGUGAAUUAUGAGCCUUGUGUCACAAGAUUGAAGCCACCAGGCUCAGCAUCAACCUCGCCUGGUGAUUUUUGGGAAGUUGUUUAAUAUGUAACAUUGGAAAAGUAUUCUGAACCUUAUUAAAGCACUUUUCAUGCUUAGUGCGUGUGUGCAGAAUAAACUGAUUUCUUCUUGA